Messenger RNA from Labrus bergylta (ballan wrasse), 955 nucleotides. The record is from RefSeq and is a predicted model, not a curated record. NCBI's taxonomy places the organism in Eukaryota, Metazoa, Chordata, Actinopteri, Labriformes, Labridae.
AUGUCAUGUUUCAGCAAUGGACUCCUGCUCCGGAUCGCCCCCUACAAGAAGGUAUCAGACCUCCAGGAACUCACAGACUCUGUGCAGGAGAACCUAGAUAAAGGACACUGCAGACGAAAACAGAACUAUGACAAAAACGGAAACAGACUGACCACGCAACUGGUGGAAGUUGACCGUACUCACGGUCAUCUUGUACGAAAGGAUCAUGAGGCUCCAAUCUACGUCAUCAACCUUCUUAUUUCUGACCUCAUUCAGCUCUGCUGCAUGCUCAUUGUGGAGACAAAACUGGAUCAGACCAUUGUAUAUGAUAUCUACUCUUGUGGUCUAUGGAUCAGUGUUGACUUCAUGGUGUGUGUCUCACUGGAAAGGUAUUUGAUCAUCGCCCACCCACUGUGGUACCGCUUCAAACGGACCAUCAAGAACUCUGUGGUGGUCAGUGUUGUGGUCUGGCUCAUACCUCCUGUCUUUUACCUAACUGUGUUUCCCUGGUUUACUUUUGAUGUGGCAGGAAGCAUCUUCGCCAUUUUCCUAAUCCUUCCCUUCCUACUGUUCAUAUUCUUCCUGGUUGGGACCCUCAGAGCCCUCUCUGCUUCCGUCUCCGUCCCCUCUGAAGAAAAACAACGAGUUGUUGGAAUUUUGGUCCUGGUGCUGCUCAUUUACACACUGCUGUUCCUGCCCGGCACGAUCUGGCUCAUUGUAAGGAUAAACAAGCCUUACAUUACUCUGACUGAUCUAUCUAACAUUUUUGUUAAGCUGAGUCCUCUUGCAGACUUAAUUCUGUAUGUUUUCUAUAGAAAAGCGUCAAUUGGUAAGCUUUUUACCACUGUGAACUGUUGCAGAGUUGCCGACACUGACACCAACAUAUCAACAGUAUGAAUGUUGACAACAUUUUGACAGUAAGCUCGAUGGAGGAAGAGAGAAUGAGGAGAAAACAGAACAAAAUGUACGCUCACUU